AUGGCGAGUUCUUUGCUAGCCCUGCUUGUGGUGAUCGUCGUGCACUGCAUCGUCCAUGCAUCGGCCUCCGGCGCGAACCCCACAGCCGGGUUCCUGAAAGUGGAUCUGACCGACGGCAACUUCCAAGGGCACGAUUACUCGUCUGGAGUGUGGCAGUUUCAGGGAUACGGGUAUGUGCCGUCGGGCACAUCCGGCGUGUCAGUGAUGCAGAUUCACAACGAGGAAGGCGCGGAGCACUCAACUGUGCUGAUGCUGCACGUCUACGACGGUGUGCUUCGUUUCUACAGUGGGCAGGCCGUGGAGGGGAACAUCUAUGACCGUUGGUUCCGGCUCAACGUGGUGCAUGAUGUGGAUAGGUCCACCGUGGCUGUGUACAUUGAUGGGGAGAAGAAGUUUGCCACCGAUGUGACCCCUAGCCGGUCAUACUACUUCAAGUUUGGCGUCUACAUGCAGCACCACAACUGGUCGCCCUGCAUGGAGUCGCAUUGGACCAACGUCACAGUCUACACCAAGCCCUAG
Molecule: messenger RNA, 519 nt
Organism: Lolium perenne
Lineage: Eukaryota; Viridiplantae; Streptophyta; Magnoliopsida; Poales; Poaceae
Source: RefSeq, a predicted model, not a curated record